This is a messenger RNA of Coprinopsis cinerea okayama7#130, 2247 nucleotides long. Its product is annotated as nuclear prelamin A recognition factor-like protein. Gene Ontology annotation, molecular function: 4 iron, 4 sulfur cluster binding. Lineage: Eukaryota; Fungi; Basidiomycota; Agaricomycetes; Agaricales; Psathyrellaceae. The transcript has 5 exons. The record is from RefSeq and is a predicted model, not a curated record. Gene Ontology annotation, biological process: iron-sulfur cluster assembly. Gene Ontology annotation, cellular component: cytosolic [4Fe-4S] assembly targeting complex. Bases 1 to 2247 code for a protein of 748 amino acids.
AUGGCCUUCUCAGGUACCCUGACCUUGACGGAUCUCAAUGAUUUCAUCUCUCCAGCACAAGCGUGUAUAAAGCCUGUAGAGGAGGUCAAGAAGACUGACGACCAACCAAAGACCGGGGCAAAGACCGAAAUUGUCAUAGAUUCGACUGGGUCGUACUAUGAAGUAUCCAACGAACCCUCAUAUGGCUCAGUUGACAUCUCUAAAGGCAAUACGAGAAGCUCUUCCUCGGGCCAGAAGCUCGAACAGGCACAAAUAAACCUCAACGAUUGCCUGGCUUGCAGUGGUUGCAUCACCUCCGCAGAAUCCGUCCUCAUCACCCUCCAGUCCCAUACAGAAGUUUUCAACUUUAUCGAAUCCAACAAAGACGCUUGUUCAGAUACCAAGAAGCUUCUGGUUCUCUCGAUCGCACCUCAAUCCCUCGCUUCGCUCGCGGCCUCACUCACUGCCCGUUUUCCUCAAGCACUCACAACUCCACUCCAAGUCCUGCGACGAGUUCGAGCGUUUUGUAAAGAGACACUAGGAUUCUCCGAGGUUUUUGAUACGACAUUUGCGAGGCACCUGUCACUACGGGAGCAUGUGCUGGAGUUUGAGGAGAGAAAGAAGAAGGAUAGCCAGGGCGGGCAGGAGGCAGAGGGUCAGUUACCGAUGUUGGCGAGUGCAUGUCCUGGGUGGAUAUGUUAUGCGGAGAAAGCACAUGCAGGGAUGUUGCCGUUCAUCUCGAGAACCAAGAGUCCCCAGCAAGUUAUGGGCACCCUCGUAAAGGAAUGGAUGGCUCAGAAGUGGAACAAGAAGCCUGAUGGGAUAUACCACGUCUCCGUUAUGCCCUGCUAUGACAAGAAACUAGAAGCUUCGCGGCAGGACUUUUACAAUGACGUCUAUUCGACCAGAGAUGUCGACUGUGUCAUUACCACCGGCGAGUUGGAGCUAAUGAUGAAGGAGAAGGACUGGGACAUCUCCAAAUCCGUCCCCCACGAGCUUGAUGAGCAGCAGACCUCCCCAUCCGAUGCUAUCCACCUUCCCGAACUUAUCCAGCACCCGGGGUCUUCAUCUGGAUCCUACCUUCAAUCUAUCAUCGACCACGUUACCGAGACAUCGCCUGUCACGUUGGCUCUCAACACCAAACUCAUGCGAAACGCCGAUUACGAGGAAUUUACGCUCGCGGAAGAAGCAUCAGGCAAGAUAGUGUUCAAGGGUGCCAAAUGUUACGGCUUUAGAAACCUUCAAAACAUUGUCAGGAAGGUGGGACGUGAUAAGGGUGUCCGCUUGGGAGGCGGAGCUGCGGGCAAAUUGGGUGGCAAAGCUACAGGUGGCGUUGGCAGGAGGAUAGCAAGGAGGAAGGGUGCAGAUGCAGCAGCAGGAGGAGGCUCGGGAGAAGCAUCAGCAGCCAAUCGGCAGUACGAUUAUGUCGAAGUCAUGGCCUGUCCCAGUGGGUGUGUCAAUGGCGGUGGACAGCUGAAGCCGGUGGCUUCUACGACGUCUUCGUCAACAGAUGCAACAGUGCCACCCAACACGACCUCAAAUGGCAACGUCGACGAGGAAGGGUAUGUGCGGAAUUGGGAAGAGAGCGGCGUGAUGCAGAGCAGUGCGAAAUGGGGAGAUAAAGAUUGGACGAAGAAAGUGGAAGAGGCGUAUUGGUCAUCAUCGUUGUUAUCGCCAUCGAUAAUAGCCAAAGGGCAGGAUGAGAUGCGGCAGGUGGAGGGAGGAGAGAAGAACAGGGAAGUAGCCGGACACGGGGAAAGCAAAGGAGGAACGAGCGGGGUUAGAGGUGAUGCUGGCCGAUAUCACGGUGAAAAGUGGGAUACCAAGAGUGGCCAGAACGGGUCUGCAGUCAGCGAAGUUAGCGAAAUGAGUGGGCACCAGGUGCCUCAUGACCUUGAUAGCCCACUUUCGACGUCUUCAAUUGAUAUCAAGGGGGGACAGGUGACUUGGGGAGAUGCGAGCGCUCAGGGAGGUGAUGUUGAUCAUGGAAGUAUUGUGAAGACAGGGAAGCACGAGACGAUGGUGGAGGCGGGCGGUGCCAUUGGUAGCCCAGAACCCGGCGCGUGGUCCAAAUUGCCUCAUCUUUCACACCUCAUCCGACAACGAUUCUCCCUUGCAAACGACCUGGCCGAGAGAAUAGUGGAAGAGAUGUGCAGAUCGAGUGAAGGUGGUGAUUACACCGAGUUCGAAGGGCGCCGGCAUCGGUUUUUCCGAACGCAGUAUCAUGCUGUUGAGAGUGAAGUGGUAGGGCUUGCGGUGAAAUGGUAG